GGCGGGGGCGGCGGCGGCGGCGGCGGCGGCGGCGGGAGGGGGUGCGGGCGCUGGGCCCUGUUGUGUGGGAGCCGCUGGGGCCGCGCCGCUGCCCGUCCGCGGCGGACCGGCCCCGCUGCCCCCCGCCAUGGAGGACCCGUCGCGGCUGCUGACGGCGGCGCACGGCGCCGGGGUGACCCUACCCGGCGGCAUCCCGGCGCCCCCGCCGCCCGCCGCCGGGGAUCCGGCCGCCGCGCCCCCACCGGGGCCGCCGCCCGCGCACCACGAUACGGGCGACGUCCUGCAGCAGAUCAUGGCCAUCACCGACCAGAGCCUGGACGAGGCCCAGGCCAGAAAGCAUGCCUUGAACUGCCACAGAAUGAAGCCUGCUCUCUUCAGCGUGCUGUGUGAGAUCAAGGAAAAAACAGUGUUAAGUAUUCGCGGUAUUCAGGAAGAAGAUCCCCCAGAUGCUCAACUAAUGAGACUAGAUAACAUGUUGCUGGCAGAGGGUGUCUCCGGGCCCGAGAAAAGAGGAAGAGGAGGACCGAUGGCUGUAGCAGCAACAUCAGGUGGCUGUCCAAAUGACAAUAGCAUUGAACACUCUGACUACAGGGCCAAGCUGUCACAGAUCCGACAGAUAUACCACUCUGAGCUAGAGAAAUAUGAACAGGCCUGCAGUGAGUUCACCACCCACGUUAUGAACCUGCUUAGGGAACAGAGUAGGACAAGGCCGAUUUCGCCGAAAGAAAUAGAGCGCAUGGUGAACAUAAUCCACGGCAAGUUCAGCACCAUCCAGAUGCAGCUGAAGCAGAGCACGUGCGAGGCAGUGAUGAUCCUGCGCUCACGCUUUCUUGAUGCAAGGCGUAAACGACGUAACUUCAGCAAACAGGCAACGGAAGUACUGAACGAGUAUUUUUACUCGCAUCUGAGUAACCCUUACCCCAGUGAAGAGGCCAAAGAAGAGCUAGCAAAGAAAGGUGGCAUCACAGUUUCACAGGUUUCCAACUGGUUUGGUAACAAAAGAAUUCGAUAUAAAAAAAACAUGGGGAAGUUCCAAGAAGAAGCCAAUAUUUAUGCCGCAAAAACGGCAGUGGAUGCAACUAAUGUCGUGGCUCAAGGCAACCAGGCAAAUUCUCCGUCUACACCAAAUUCAGCUUCCUCUGGCUCUUUUAAGAUGACAAAUUCCGGAGAUUCCUUUAUAAAUUUGCAGUCAUUGACUUCCUACCAGAGCUCCCCAGUGGGAGCCAAUGUGCAGUCGCAGAUGGAUUCCUUACAUCAUGUCAUACACCAGACAGGAAGAUACGACACAAUUGUGGGGAAUCCUUUGUAUACGACGCAGCGCAUAGAUGUAAGAUGUACUGAGGCUAAUGGCAGCUGGCAGGAUGCUACCACCCCUUCAUCAAUCACUUCACCUGCUGGAGACCCUGGAAGUGUUAAUUCGGAUGCGUCUAAUUAAGUUUUUAGGACCUAUUGAUGAGAGGAAAGAGGUCAUUAGUGUAAUUUGUCAAUGUUGCUCUUUUGCCAAUACUAUUGUUUAUACAACUUGACACACAGCUAAUUACCUCAGAAAAACCCCUGGAACCAAUAGAAGAUUGUGAUUACAAUGAUACCUCUCUACCUCUCAGCCUCACACAGUUGAGUUCUUUUUACUUAUGCCCAUUGGGAUGUGAAAUUGUUUUAAAAGAACUUGCUUCAUUUUCCUAACCAAAUUCAUUUUUUAAAAAUAUGGAUUUUAUGGUAAGAAUCUGAAAGUGUCUCUUCUAGAACUUGGCGUUUGUCUCAAGUUUUACAGCUUAAGAAAAUUGACUUAUUUUAAUUUCCAUAAAGUUUUUUACUAUGAAAUUUCUGUUCUAGUUGAUAGCUACUAACAGUUAAACCCCCUGUAUUGUAAUUGUAUGCGUUCUCUGUAUUGUAAUUUUGUAUAGGAAAAUAAGCUUUUCUUAACUAGAAUUCAUUCUGAGCUAAUUAAUCAGAACGUUGCUUUACCAAAACUCUCACUGGACUUUGCUCUCGGGUAGGACCUUCCAUCCUGUGUCAUUCCACAUAAUUCUUAAUUUAAUGUCUAGUGAAAAAAACCACCACAAAACCAAUGAAAAAAAACCCAACAGCAUCACCUGACUUCCCCGUGGAUGAUAGGUUUUUGUGCAUUCCUGCAGCUGUUAACACAGAGUCCACCCCUUUCAGUUGAGAUUUUAUCAAAGAUAAUAAACUUCCAAAGCUUU
Molecule: messenger RNA, 2201 nt
Organism: Falco peregrinus (peregrine falcon)
Lineage: Eukaryota; Metazoa; Chordata; Aves; Falconiformes; Falconidae
Gene: PBX4
Product: PBX homeobox 4
Exons: 9
Coding region: 128-1435 (435 amino acids)
Biological process (GO): neuron development; eye development; brain development
Cellular component (GO): nucleus
Molecular function (GO): RNA polymerase II cis-regulatory region sequence-specific DNA binding; DNA-binding transcription factor activity, RNA polymerase II-specific
Source: RefSeq, a predicted model, not a curated record